AUGUCGUCGUCGUCUCAGUUUAAGCAGCUGGAGAAGCUCGGGAACGGGACGUAUGCAACAGUUUACAAAGGUCUGAACAAGACCACGGGCGUGUACGUCGCCUUGAAGGAGGUCAAGCUAGACUCUGAGGAGGGCACACCCUCCACGGCGAUCAGGGAGAUUUCACUAAUGAAGGAGCUGAAGCACGAUAAUAUCGUCCGGCUGUACGACGUUAUCCACACGGAGAACAAGCUCACGCUCGUGUUCGAGUACAUGGAUAACGAUUUGAAGAAGUACAUGGACUCGAGGAUUGUGGGGAACACCCCACGCGGACUGGAACUCCACUUAGUUAAGUACUUCCAAUGGCAACUGCUAGAGGGACUGGCGUUCUGCCACGAGAACAAGAUCCUACACAGGGAUCUCAAACCGCAGAACUUGCUCAUCAACAAGAAGGGCCAACUCAAGUUGGGAGAUUUUGGGCUCGCAAGGGCGUUCGGGAUCCCCGUCAACACGUUCUCGAGCGAGGUGGUCACGCUUUGGUACAGGGCACCGGACGUGCUCAUGGGGUCCAGAACUUACUCGACCUCGAUCGAUAUUUGGUCCUGCGGGUGCAUCCUCGCAGAGAUGAUAACGGGGAAACCACUGUUCUUGGGUAGCAACGAUGAGGAACAACUGAAACUCAUCUUCGACACCAUGGGGACUCCGAACGAGGCCACAUGGCCUGGGGUCACCUCGCUCCCCAAGUACAACGCCAACUUCCAGCAACGGCUCCCAAAGGACCUCAAGAUGAUACUACAACCUUACUGCGAGUCCCCGCUAGACGACACGGUUAUCGACUUGCUUCAUGGCUUGCUGCAGUUGAACCCAGAUAUGAGACUCAGCGCAAAGCAGGCUUUGCACCACCCUUGGUUCGCAGAGUACUACCAGUAA
Messenger RNA from Huiozyma naganishii CBS 8797, 909 nucleotides. It is a transcript of the gene PHO85, whose product is annotated as cyclin-dependent serine/threonine-protein kinase PHO85. Gene Ontology annotation, cellular component: nucleus; cytoplasm. The transcript has a single exon. The coding region runs from base 1 to 909 and encodes 302 amino acids. Gene Ontology annotation, biological process: protein phosphorylation. Gene Ontology annotation, molecular function: cyclin-dependent protein serine/threonine kinase activity; ATP binding. NCBI's taxonomy places the organism in Eukaryota, Fungi, Ascomycota, Saccharomycetes, Saccharomycetales, Saccharomycetaceae. The record is from RefSeq and is a predicted model, not a curated record.